Aspergillus terreus NIH2624 is the source of this 1503-nucleotide messenger RNA. RefSeq lists its product as uncharacterized. Gene Ontology annotation, molecular function: protein binding. The record is from RefSeq and is a predicted model, not a curated record. The transcript has a single exon. The coding region runs from base 1 to 1503 and encodes 500 amino acids. Lineage: Eukaryota; Fungi; Ascomycota; Eurotiomycetes; Eurotiales; Aspergillaceae.
AUGUCCUUCGAAAUCCUCCCAGAUGAGCUCGUCAUCCAAAUCGCAGACUGCCUCGAGCAGAGCGACAUCUACUCUCUCGUUCGGCUGAACCGACGCUACCACCAAACCCUCCUGUUAUACCUCUAUGGCUAUAACAUUCGGUAUCGCGAGUUCAGCGCGAUAAGGCAUCUCGCAGAACAUGGCUACACACAUGUCCUCCACUGGAUCCUCCAGUCCAUUCCACACAUGCCCCGUUCCGUGCGAAAGGAAUGGUCCCACGUGCUAUUUGUGAUCAAACACACAUCCGGGCCCAGCAACCAACCCACCCGGGCUCCGCUCUUCGCCGCCCUGAAGAGAAACGACACCAGCAUGGUCAAGCUCCUCCUGGACAUGGGCUUCGAUCCGAACUCCUCGUCCUACUACCUCUAUCCCGCGUUGGCCGUCGCAGCGGAGCGCGGAUCCACGGAGAUGGUCCAGGUCAUCCUGGACCACGACAGCAGUGCCAACUGCGCUGCUAGCACCUGGGACGCGGCGCUGGCGACAGCCAUAGCAAACGGGCAUGAGCAAAUCCUCUCUAACAUAUUGGCGGCGCUGCGCCGAUGGAAUCCCCGCGACGCCCCGGAACGGACUCGAGAAGCACUGGAAUGCGCCAUCAUGCAUGACCAGCUCUGGGCCGUGAGGCUCCUCCUCGAAGAGGUGGGAAUCCACACCUCCCUGCGCUCGGACAUGUGUCCCCUCGACGUGGCGGUUGUGUGCGGCCGGUCUCGAAUAGCCCGGUUCCUGUUGGACGCGGGCGCCAGUCCGCACCAGACGGCCGGCCACGAUCGACUCACCCCGUUGAUACGCGCCGCUCGCAUCGCAAACGCCGAGCUCGUAAAAAUGCUUCUCGACGCUGGGGCGAAUCCAGACCAGCCCGAUGCGGCGGGACGCACGGCGCUGGGCUGUGCAGCAGAGCGCGGCGACCUCACCGUCGCACGGCUGUUACUUCGACAUCAUGCCGAUGUCUCCAUCAUGAACGAUGCGGGCGACACGCCGCUGGCUAUCGGCGCACGCACCGGGAACGAGCAUAUAGUUAAGAUUCUCCUCGAUCAUGGGGCGAGCCCGAACACGGCAGAUGGCCUUGGCCGCACCCCGCUGUUCCAUGCAGCAGAGCGAGGAGACUCCGCCAUGGCAAGGAUCCUGCUUCGCCAUGGAGCGGAUGCUGCAAGGACGAGCAACGUGGGAGAGACGGCGUUGCUUCCAGCCGUUCGGCGUGGGAAUAGAGAUGUCGCGAAGAUGUUGCUUGAUGCUGGGGCGCCUCCGGACCCGGUGGACGUGUUGGGCCGCACGCCGCUGUCUUAUGCGGCCGAGCGAGGAGAUCUCCCUAUGAUGAGGCUACUGGCGGGACAUAAUGUGGAUUUCGGGACGAGGGAUAUCUUGACCGGCCGGACGCCGGUGCAAUGGGCGGAGGCUAGUCGGAAGACGAAUGCGCUGGAGAUCAUCCGGUUGUUGUUUGGCGGUGGGGGGAUUGAUAUUUCUGUUUAG